Messenger RNA from Exophiala mesophila, 1055 nucleotides. RefSeq lists its product as uncharacterized. Lineage: Eukaryota; Fungi; Ascomycota; Eurotiomycetes; Chaetothyriales; Herpotrichiellaceae. The record is from RefSeq and is a predicted model, not a curated record. Bases 207 to 881 code for a protein of 224 amino acids. The transcript has 2 exons.
CUGUGAAAAGUGCUGCAUCCAGAUUCGUCUUCUUUUCCUCUCUUCAUUCAUUCCUUUCACUCCCGCUGGCCGGACGAACCUUUCGCUACACUCAUUUGCGAACCAGACUCUCGAGACUUCUCCCUUUACACUGUUGACCAGCCUUCAUACUUGCUCUCCCAAGCCUUUCUACCAUUUUCCUGACAAUCAACUCCACAUCAAGCAAAAUGCUCGCUCAAACCGCCAGUAUCGCUGUCAUUCUUGCGGCUGCCUUGCCCGCAGUCUCGGCAAAGGCAAGCCCCGACUCAUUCGAUGUUCAACCCGAUUUUGGCUUCUGUGUGCCAACCCUCAAAUAUGAAGGAGGACUUGGAGGACGAGCGGAUGACGACUUUGCCUACCUGGCUGUCGACCCUGUCAUUACACAAGAUGGAAAGGAGUCUACCAACCCCAGUGUCAUCAUCAGCCACAUUUGUGAUCAACUUGACGACUCUUGUGAGGCCAACGAUGCCGCAAAGACCCUGUGCCGUGAAGCCCAAAUCCAGAUGGAUGCCGUAGAGACUGACGGUCAGGCCACUGCCGAUAUGUGGAAUGAACUCAUCAAUGGAGGCUCCCAAGUCGCCUCUGAGCUCAAGAGACGCUCCGAGAGGCGACCAGCCAAGCGACAAAUCCAGUUCAUUCCUUGCUCUGCCCAACGAUGGGUCGAAAACUGCACGGGUUGGCCUAGGAAGCGAGGUGAACUUGAGCCUGUCCAAGAAGCCCAACCAGUCAAGAGGGCCGAGUUUGUCAAGCCAGCACCCGUCAAGAGAUCCGAGCCCGCCCAAGGCAAGAAGGAAAAGCGACAGCGAACAUUCAUUCCUUGCUCCACUCAACGCUGGGUCGAAAACUGCACCGGUUGGCCCUGAACAAUAAUUCUCUUUCUUGGGUUCGUAGGAUCAUCUGACCAGCAUUUGGCGAUCCAAGUUGUGUCCAUUAGACAUGCAAGGGCGGAAUUGGGGCCAUGGUUCAGGAUGACUGCCGAUAUCUGGCGUGUGUAGUGGCAUCUGUGGCGGAGUUGGUAUUCUUUUUGUCUUCAUACA